CAGAGCACGCACACGCUAAAACACAACUUGCACUAUUGAAAUUCAACCACUCUCAACCUUUCAAACUUUAAUACAACUACACAUUGGACAGUAGUUGUGUACUUCAUUCUAUCGCUGGAUCAGUUGCUUAAUCAGUAGCAUUUACCUUCCGCCCAUCCUCUCUCAUAGGUAAGACAUGCAGCCAAGCAUGCAGCAGGACUUAUGUUGAUACUGGUGACGAAAGAACCAACUCAGUUAUCAUCUGUCAUCUGGGAACUAUCCGAGAAUGGAAUGAGUGUAAGGUGGAGUAAGAAAUACAAUUGCAAAACCGCUAGUAGCUCAAUGCUUUGACGCACUUGGACUCUGACCUCACCUGGUUUAUUGCUCAUGCAAAGACUUUCAACGGCAACACACCUGGAGAGAUCCACAAAGAAAAGGAGUUGGCGCAUCGAAGGAUUAUUGAAGAAAAGGCCAGAGCCCUAAUGGACUGAAAGCAAAAGGUAGCUGCAUAUCUUAAUGCACAAACUCUGCUGUCACAGAGGAAAAUCCGAUUUUAGCUCAGUUGGUUUCUGCCCCAAGGCUGCCUAUUGAAGUCAUCUGUGCAACAGUUGAACAAGCCCCAUCAUGUCGUGUUUGUCAGUGUUCAGGUACGAGGCACUUCCAGCUUUCAUGACAGAUUCGAGUGUGCAAGCUUGGAGUUCAAAUAUCCAGUAUUUGUUCGAGAACACAGAUUUCAAAAGGUCAACUUCCAGGUGUUGAUAGCUGAACGAAGAAGGUCAUACAAAAGCAUUCAACGACUCUGGAGAUCACAUAGGAGAUAUAGAAGCACCCAAUUCUUAAAGACUACUAAGAUGCCACUUAAAGCAUCCUUGCAAAGAAAGGCAACCUCUGGCCGUUGGUCAAGCAGACAGUCAAAGCGCAGAGAGGUUCUCUCUGUCAAUAUGAUCAGUCUCCCACUCGCUGAUUUCCGCCAUAUCUCACAUAUUGGAAAUGAUGCCCAUAGAGACAGCUUUGGAGACCUUUCGUUUUUAAAAAUGGGCCACAGCCUGCUUUUACAAAGCUCCCAAAGUGAGCAAAAUCUCUUCUUGGCCUGCUCUCCACCACCCAAGCCCCCUCGUCUAAAUAUGGAGGCAGAGGGUUCCGAGAGAACGGACUGGCCUGCGGACCACCAGGAGAACGCCACCCAGAAGAGGAAGAAAUGCAGCUCAAUGCCACUGCUGGACAGCGAGGAAGGUGAGACUGUAUUGGUGGGGAGGCAUGAAAGGGGAAACAACAUUGCGACCAAACAGUUUUCCAGUGCUGGAUGGGGCAAUCUCAGUGCGGACACCAAUGGAAACUCCACGGUGGUUGGUGACAAAAUUGAAGGACAACAGAAAGAGGAGGACAAUGCCUUUUCUUUUAGCCUCGACCUGGGUCCUUCCAUUUUGGACGAUGUCUUGCAGGUUAUGGACAAACUUCAACAGUGAAUGAAAUAGCUAGGAAUACAAAGACAAAAGGGGGAAAUCAAACUCGAAUUCCUUCUGAGAGAUAUACAUUAUUAUCUCUUUACUAUACUAAAAAUAAGGGUCUCCCGGGACUGUUGUGAAAAGAAAAUGAACAACAAAGAUAUAGAAAUAAAUUUGUUAAAAACGUCCGCAUUCUAGUUAAAAAGGUUUGGUAUGAUGUCGGCAAUAUGUUAAGUAUAGCAUGCAAUUUGCUUAUUUUUAAAAACAUUGUUAAACCAGACGUAUUCU
This is a messenger RNA of Syngnathoides biaculeatus (alligator pipefish), 1712 nucleotides long. Its product is annotated as cdc42 effector protein 3. Bases 831 to 1445 code for a protein of 204 amino acids. The record is from RefSeq and is a predicted model, not a curated record. NCBI's taxonomy places the organism in Eukaryota, Metazoa, Chordata, Actinopteri, Syngnathiformes, Syngnathidae. The transcript is spliced from 2 exons.